This is a messenger RNA of Trichomonas vaginalis G3, 843 nucleotides long. Its product is annotated as RNA-DNA hybrid ribonuclease protein. The record is from RefSeq and is a predicted model, not a curated record. The coding region runs from base 1 to 843 and encodes 280 amino acids. Gene Ontology annotation, molecular function: nucleic acid binding; RNA-DNA hybrid ribonuclease activity. The transcript has a single exon. Lineage: Eukaryota; Parabasalia; Trichomonadida; Trichomonadidae. Gene Ontology annotation, biological process: DNA replication, removal of RNA primer.
AUGGAAAUUAAUGAUCCAAAUAAAUUUAUUUCAAGUCUAGACAAAUCGAAGCCAGUUGAUGUAUAUACCGAUGGAGCUUGCAGUGGAAAUCCUGGACCCGGUGGCUGGGGUGUUUUUUGCCAACAAAAUGGUAAUUCAUAUAAACUUGGAGGUGGUUCAAAGGAUACCACGAACCAGAGAAUGGAACUUAUGGCUGCUAUUGAAGGCAUCAGUCUCUUUCCAAGAUGCUUCAGUUUAAAUGUUUAUACAGAUUCCAAAUACGUUUUUAAUGGAAUCACAGAUUGGGUUAGAGGAUGGAAAAGUAGGGGCUGGAAAAAGUCUGAUGGUGGAAAAGUUUUAAAUCUUGAACUUUGGAAAAGAUUAGAUCAAGUCAAUUCUGAUCACACUGUAUCUUGGAAAUGGGUGAAAGGUCAUAGUGUUAACCAUGGAAAUAAUAUGGCAGACCAAAUAGCCGUAGCAAAUAUUCCAAAUACAAAAUCAGAUUAUAAUUUUCCUCGUAAUGAUCAAAAAUAUGAAGGAAAGAUCUCAUUCCUUGAUGACGAUGAUUGGUCAAAUUAUAAACCAAAUAAUAAUUUAAAUUUAGGAACAAAAUUUGAAAUUCAAAAAGAAAAAGAACAAAAUAAGGCAAAUACAAAUAGUUUCCAAGACAGAAAUAUUGUUUUGUCAUCAUCAGAUGCUUCUUCACUAAAAUUAUCUGAAAUCUUAUCUGGACUCACAAAUAAAGAGACAGAAAUCAAAUAUGUUAUACAACUAGUGCUAUUCGAUAAAGAGCAUCCAGAUCUGAAUGUACUGGACUCAAUUAAAAAACUUGUUCCACGUAUUGGUCAACUUCUAGAGAAAUAG